AGGUGACUGCCCAUCAACAACAAUGUGGACAGCCGUGUUAACACUUGUGUAUAUCAGUUCAGCGUUAGCUUUGCCACCGUAUCGUAUCGACAAGAAUGACGGGAGACUUGACAUAGCUCCUCCACCUGUGGCCUUACCUGAUGAGAAGAAAGAUGUAUAUUAUCAGCACAUGAGACUCCCUCUCAGUACCUUUGUCGGAGAAAAUAAAGUUGAAUAUGGAUGUUCGGCGUUUCCACUUAAAGCUGACGAAUAUAUUGUGGAAUAUCUGCCACUUGGAAAACGAGAUGAUACAUACCACAUCACCAUCAGCGUGUGUGACGCACCCUACGACGAUUCUCCUGUGUGGGAAUGUAUUAACCCUGCCCAUGUGUGUAAAGGCCAGAAGAGGGAAGUGAUGUUUGCCUGGACAAAUGGAGCCCCGGGAUGGACCUUACCUGAUUAUGCCGGAGUCUUCACUGGAAAUAAAUCCCAGUACAUCAUUCUACAAGUUCAUGGACGAGACGAUAUAUCUGAUGAGCGAGCUGCAGACUUCGCACAUUUAAGGCUGAAAAUACAAAGAACAAGACCUCAACUAGACGCCGCCAUUGGUAUUUACUCUGUCGGUGGACAUAUACCUGCUCAUGUAGAAAAUUUCACAGCUGAUGUUGCUUGCGAAUGGAACAUGACCACGCCCUCCCCUAUAAUAGCGUACGGUUUACACACACAUAGCAGAGGCAUAGCACAGUCAGGGUAUAUUGUGAGAAAUGGUGAGUGGAUUGAGAUAGGACGUGGCGAUCCAUUGUACCCUCUGGUAUUGUUUGACGUCACAGACAGAAACUUGUGGCUGCAACCAGGAGAUAUUAUUGCGUCAAGAUGUACUUACCGUAAUACAGGUGACACGAACAUUCCUAUGGGGUUCACCCACUUGAAGGAAAUGUGUAAUUUGUUCUUACAUUAUGGCGUGCCCCACGAAAGUCUUGCCGAGACCAGGUCAUUGUCAUGCUCCUCAAAUGCACAGCAGUCACAAUGGGAAAUAUUUGACAACAUUCCAGUCGACGCUAGCAAUCCAAGCGGUGAUACCGACCAAGCUCGAUACGUUAAAGCAUUCCACCUUACACACAACUAUUAAUAAGGAAAUCCAUCACUUCUGUUCUUAUAUACACCGAUAUACGAUGUUAUUUAUGUUUCGUGAAGAGUUUUAUUGUAUGACGUUGCCGAGUGUAAAUAACUACGCUUUGUAAGCACUAGUUUCUAUAUUUGACUCAAGAGCCAUAAUGACCGGGAAUGAAUAAACGUAAUGCAGUGGUUGUAUUAAUUUUUAUAUUACUCUACAUCCUGUGAUAUAUAUCAACGAGAUAAAUGUGAUUAUACUGUAUGCAUUAUUUAUAUCAGACGUCGCCAACAUAUCACAAAGGCUGAUGUUUUAAAAGCAAUAUUGGAGCACAUAUCAUAAGGAAGCACAUUUCUAACGUAUUUUGUGAUUUCAGUUCAUUUCUUUUAGUAUUGUCGUUGAGACUCGAAACUGUCUCAAAUGUUGGCACUGUGAUAUUAAAAUUCCAAAGAUUUCGCCAUUUCAUCAUGUUUUCCAUCAUAUUUGUAGUGUUGUGAUUUUGUUAAAUUGUCUUUCAUUUUGUCCCCACAACACAUAAUUAUAUAUAUAUUGUAUCUGUAUGUUGCAAUUUUAGACCUUCCUGUUUCUUUGACCAAUAAAGAAAAUAAAAGAAUCUCAAUUUGUAUAGUUUUCUUGCUGAAAAAGUAAAAUUAUUUUGAUGUA
Messenger RNA from Pecten maximus, 1753 nucleotides. Its product is annotated as peptidyl-glycine alpha-amidating monooxygenase B-like. The record is from RefSeq and is a predicted model, not a curated record. NCBI's taxonomy places the organism in Eukaryota, Metazoa, Mollusca, Bivalvia, Pectinida, Pectinidae. Gene Ontology annotation, molecular function: copper ion binding; oxidoreductase activity, acting on paired donors, with incorporation or reduction of molecular oxygen, reduced ascorbate as one donor, and incorporation of one atom of oxygen. The transcript has 12 exons. Bases 23 to 1108 code for a protein of 361 amino acids. Gene Ontology annotation, cellular component: extracellular region.